Messenger RNA from Penicillium canariense, 3564 nucleotides. Its product is annotated as putative kinesin family protein (BimC). The transcript is spliced from 3 exons. NCBI's taxonomy places the organism in Eukaryota, Fungi, Ascomycota, Eurotiomycetes, Eurotiales, Aspergillaceae. Gene Ontology annotation, cellular component: nucleus; spindle microtubule. The record is from RefSeq and is a predicted model, not a curated record. Gene Ontology annotation, biological process: mitotic spindle assembly; microtubule-based movement. Gene Ontology annotation, molecular function: ATP binding; microtubule binding; plus-end-directed microtubule motor activity. Bases 1 to 3564 code for a protein of 1187 amino acids.
AUGGCCGGCCUAUCACGGCCAGCCUCUUCCAUUCCCGCUGCUGCGAGGAGGACGGGUUUGCGCCCACCCACUCGGCGAACCGGCUCCGCAGUCCCAGAUAGACAGCCUUCGCCCGCAGUCAUAGCAAGACCGGCCACCUCAUCGAUUGCGCGUGUGCAAAAAUCGAACCCCGAACAGUCAAGCACGGUCGCCAAAAGGAAGGAAAGAGACUUUGAACGUGAGAUUAACGAGGACACCAGCAUCCACGUGGUGGUGCGCUGCCGAGGUCGCAAUGAGCGGGAGAUCAAAGAAAACAGCGGUGUCGUCCUCUCCACUGAAGGAGUGAAUGGCAAGAAUGUGGAUCUAUCCAUGGGACCCAAUGCGCUCUCGAAUAAGACCUAUGCCUUCGAUAAGGUCUUUUCGCCCGCUGCAGACCAAACGAUUGUAUACGAGGAAGUGGUACUUCCGAUUGUGAAUGAGAUGCUCGCCGGGUACAACUGCACGAUUUUCGCAUACGGGCAGACAGGAACCGGGAAGACAUAUACCAUGUCUGGAAACAUGACUGAUACUCUUGGUAUACUGUCCGAUGAUGCAGGCAUUAUACCACGCACACUCUAUUCCCUGUUUCACAAACUUGAGGAGACGGAAAGUACUGUCAAGUGCUCUUUUAUCGAACUUUACAAUGAGGAGCUGCGAGAUCUCCUCGCUGCCGACGACCACACAAAGCUGAAGAUUUUUGAAAACGAAAAGAAGGGCCAUGCCGGCACUUUAGUCCAAGGAAUGGAGGAAACCUAUAUCGACUCGGCAUCAUCCGGCAUCAAGUUGCUGCAGCUGGGCAGCCACAAGCGCCAAGUGGCCGCAACAAAAUGCAACGACCUGAGUUCUCGCAGUCAUACAAUCUUCACAAUCACCGUUCUUACGAAACGCACUUCCGAGUCUGGAGAGGAAUAUGUCAGCUCUGGAAAGCUCAACCUAGUGGAUUUGGCCGGCAGCGAGAACAUUGGACGAAGCGGUGCUGAGCAUAAGCGAGCUACCGAAGCAGGCUUAAUUAACAAGAGUUUACUCACUCUGGGACGGGUUAUCAAUGCCCUGGUGGACAAGAGCUCACACAUCCCCUACCGGGAGUCGAAAUUGACUAGACUGCUACAAGAUUCUCUCGGUGGCCGAACGAAAACGUGCAUCAUUGCCACGGUAUCCCCAGUGAAGAGCAACUUGGAGGAGACAAUUUCAACACUCGACUACGCAUUCCGAGCCAAGAACAUCCGCAACAAGCCCCAGAUCAACUCCAUCGUGUCCAAGAAUAAGCUGCUCCGUGAAAUCGGCAUGGAGAUUGAGAAACUCAAGAGCGAGCUCAUCGCUACGCGGCACCGCAAUGGCGUAUACAUGACACCCGAUGCGUAUGAAGAAAUGACUAUGGAAAGCGAAUCACGACGAAUUGUCAAUGAGGAACAGCGAGCCAAGAUUGAGUCGAUGGAAUCCAGUCUUCGACAUAAGGUCCAGGAGCUGUUUUCUCUCACAGGCAAUUUCAACACGUUGAAACAGGACAACGAGAACACCCAGUCCAAACUCAAGAGUACCCGGGGCAUGCUUGAGCAGACGGAAACGAGCCUAAAGAACACGUCGGAAAAACUUGACGAAGAGACAAUCCUGCGAAAAGCACAUCAAGCUACAGAGCAGAUCCUUCGUGAAAUUGGUGCCGGUCUGCUAUCUACCUUGGACGGCACUGUGGAGGAUGUCAAUGGGCUGCACGCCAAACUCGAUCGCAAAGGCAGUCUAGAGAAUGAUAACCGCCAAACAUGGGAGGCCUCUACCCUCGAAAUCUCUGAUAUCACCCAGAAAGUCGAUGCCCGAAUGGAAAGCUUCCAAACCCACCAUGCUGAGCUUCUGGAGACCAUGUCGAGCAGGAUCCACCAAUUUGUCGACAUCGAGCUCAGCACGGUCCAGUCAACUCGUUCUCAGCUUCAGGGAUUUAGCACCUCUUUUGACAAGGUCGAAGCCGAUGCGAAGAAACAGACUUCCGAUGCUCACAACGAGAUGAACGAGGUUCUUGAGGAGAUCAAGGUCCUUCGCGAGGAUGUCAAGACCAAGGUGGGCGAAGGCCUACAUGGGCUGUCAGCUGCAGCAGCUCGAAUCUCGAAAGAGGUCAUCGGCGAGUUCUCUGAAUUCCAUUCCCAGCUUCACUCGUCCUACAGUGUCCUUGGCAAGGACUUCAAGUCCAUGUUUGAGAACAUGGCCUCACAUCUGGACCAGCAGAAAUCCGAGAUUAACAAAUUGCGCCUAGAGCUCCAAGAAGCCAAUCGACAAUCGGUGGAGGCUAACCGCAAGGCCUCCUCGAAUCUCGCUCAGAUUCUUGAAGAAGAGCAUGCAAGCGCUCAGGCUGAGCGGGAAACUGUGAUGUCGCAGAUUCGUAGCCUGCUCGAGGACUCUAACCAACGACAGUCCGCCCGCCUCAAAAGCAAGUGUGAAGUUGUUCGCACUGAUAUCUCGGCGUCCGGGGAUUCGCUCGAGCAGGCCACCGCGCAGUAUGACCGCCACGUUGAUGAAUGGAUCUUCAAGGAAGAGCAAUUCGCUAAGGAUGUCACGGCAUCCAAGGACGAGAUUAAGACCAAGAUGCAGAAUGAUUGGGAGACAUUCGAUCAACGUAAUGCUUCAAUCCAGCGGGUUACAGAGUCGGUCCACCAGGAGACCGUGCGGAUUGUGGAUGCUCAGAUGAGCGACAUGAGCAAACAGAUGGGGGCUCUCGAUGACUUCGUUGCCACGGCUCGGUCCCAUAACGGCCGCUUUCAUAACACACAGCUGGCCAGUCUGGACGCUAUGGCCACAAAUGUUCGGGGGUCUCGUACAGCCGUCCACGAACAGUUGGAUGGCCUGCAUGGCCGUAUUGGCCAGCUCCGGGAGGAUGUCAAUCUGCACACCAACAACCUAGAGCAGUCGACUGCUCCUCUGUACGAAGAGGUCCGCCAGCCACUCUCCGAACUUCGCGAUAACAUUCAGAGCCAUCCCAUGAAGGAGUAUGUUCCAACUGGAGUCACUCCUAGAAAGCGGAAAUAUGAAUACCCCACGGAUCUGCCUCGCACAGAAUCCCACGAGGGUAUUCGUUCCCGGCACCGGACAUCCAAGCAAUUCACCGCCCUUCCAUUCAAUGAGGAGGCCCAAUUGGCCCCAACCCCUAGCUCCUCUGUCUCUUCGCCAUCCAAAGGCUUUGUUUACAGCGACGCCGUGGAAGAGGUAGGGACUCACGCUCCGUCAUCCGCAAUCAUGACUUCCAACACUGGCCUUAGGGAAGUCGAUCUAAACGUCGCCAAACAACUCGCGUGUGAUUCUGAUGAUGACACUGUGCCCAUCGGCAAACUUGAAACUCUUGCACCCACCCUUUCCAUAGACCUGGACGAAACCCCCGAAAAGGAUGACUCUGAGCAACCGCUUCUCAAGCGGCGCCGCUCUGCCUCCAACAACUCUGUCGAAACGAAGCUGCCGCAGAAGAUGCUGUCUAAGAAAAUGGCUGGCAUGAUGGAGGGCCGGGAGAAUGUUCCCCCAUCUGCCAUGUCCGGUGGCCGCAGGUACAGGAUUCGCAAUGCGGAUUAA